Molecule: messenger RNA, 1120 nt
Organism: Pseudomassariella vexata
Lineage: Eukaryota; Fungi; Ascomycota; Sordariomycetes; Amphisphaeriales; Pseudomassariaceae
Exons: 2
Coding region: 227-1030 (267 amino acids)
Source: RefSeq, a predicted model, not a curated record
CAGCCAUUCUUCCGAACCGCACGGUAUCACGUUGACGAGAUCGGGCAGGAGCGCAGUCGCACAUGCUCCUGAGGCAAGACUUCACUGCUUCCUGCAUGCUAUCAAAUCCGAUUACUUCUUUGAUCACCGAGUCUCCCUCUCCCUUUCUUUGCUUCUCGCCAAUUACAGGUUCACCUUGCUACAAGCUUGGGAACAUAGCAACUGGAGAGACAGCGAAACUUGCCACAUGCCGUCAGUAACACACUCCGAGUCGCCGACUCUGGCCUCGGGCAAGAAGCGACGACGGGAUGACGAAGGGGAGGUUCAGAUGCCAUUCACCUCCGCAUCCCAGUUCAACGCCUCUCAGAACCGUCUGGCCUUGAUGAACAAUCAUGAUAGGCUCAUCUUCCACCAAGCAGGUCCCAGCCGAGGGACCCCCAACUCGUUCUACAACCUGCCACGGAAGAUCAUACCGCUGUCUGCCAACAAGCGGGCGCGAAUUUCCGACGAGAACGGCCACGACCUCGACAACGACGUCUCACCACAUGGUCAUCCCAGAUCAUCACAUCAUCACUCUACCUUGCCCGUUUCUGUGCAAGUCCAAUCUCAUAUCACGAGGCCGACGGCAACACGGACAAACUCAUCAUCCCUGCUGAGCGCGUGUCACAUCUGCCACCGCAGACCCAGCAAGAAAUCAGACCUCGACUCCUUCGCUGACUGCGAGGGCUGUGGACAGAGAACGUGUUUUGUAUGCAUAAGAGCAUGUCAAGGCUGGCUUCCUCCCUCAUACAUCGACAGAAGUACACAUACCAACAUGCAGGACACACCCGAAGACCAGAACCGCUCGGCUUCCUUCACCAUGCACGAUGUGGAUAACGAGGAGGUGGCUCGCCAGCUGGACCAGACGAACGCCGAGAGCGGUGGAAAGGGAGCAGGAGGCUGGAACGGUAAUGGUCAUCGAUCCAGGAUCUGCAGCGGAUGCUGCGUGGAGCAAGGAAGUGAGGGCGAUGUCGUCUGUUUGGGUUGCUUGGCUGUCGAGGAGGGAUUGUAGGGAACACCGCCUUGUACAGCCACCACCAAGACCGAAGCAGAAACCUAUACUUUUAUCGAUAUACAGACAAAAUCGUGACGGAAAGGACUG